AUGGCAAACUGGUGGACCCGUGUUGAGUUAUUGAAAGGCGAACACGAAGGCUGCGCGGCCUCUCGCAUGUGGCGCUCGGCGUGCGCGACACUGCGCGCGGCGCACGCAGACCGCGGUUGGGCAGAAGUCUCGGCCGCCUCAGCGCCGGAUUCCGAGUGGCACUCGCUCACCAACUGCGUGGCCUACCAGGCCGGGGUCUGGCAAGGCCUGGUGCUCAAAGGGAUGGAGGACGCCACUCACCCGGCCGCCUUCCGCCUCGCAGUCGUGCUCCGGCACACGCCGCCCGAGCUGGCGCUCAAGCUGGUGGCAGACAAGUUGAGGACGCACCCGCAGGCGCAAGAGCUCACGUCGUACAUCGUCUCCCUCUUGACGGACGACUCCCCCUGGUGCGAGUGCAACGCAAACGACUCUCAGUACACCGCUCCUCUCAGAGACCUGCUGCUAUUCGGUGACUGCGAGACCGCAGUGCUGGCCGCGUCCCGAGAGGAGUACGAGGCUCACGCCAAGAGGCAGAGGGCCGCCUACAGCGCCAUGGCUCCUCGUCACUACGUGGAGCUCAGAAUCAAGAUCCUGAACCAGCUGAUCCAAGUGCCGAAGAUCUACCAGACCCCGGAAUUUGAAUGCUUCGAAAGCGCCGCGAGGGAAAACGUCGACAGAGAGAUAUGCACUCUUCGGGAACAUCUUCUCACCGGAAGACAUGACUAG
This is a messenger RNA of Pieris macdunnoughi, 705 nucleotides long. Lineage: Eukaryota; Metazoa; Arthropoda; Insecta; Lepidoptera; Pieridae. The record is from the annotation of a GenBank genome assembly.